Molecule: messenger RNA, 5586 nt
Organism: Mauremys mutica (yellowpond turtle)
Lineage: Eukaryota; Metazoa; Chordata; Testudines; Geoemydidae
Product: scavenger receptor cysteine-rich type 1 protein M130-like
Exons: 25
Coding region: 68-5389 (1773 amino acids)
Cellular component (GO): membrane
Source: RefSeq, a predicted model, not a curated record
GGAGGCCUGGCAGGUGCUUAGGUGCACCCAGUGCAGUGAGAGGAGGAAACAGCGAGUCAGGCUGGCAAUGAAGGGACAUCUCUCUACUCUGGUGCUGUGGCUUCUUCUCUUCACAGUUGAGGAUGUAGAAGGUGCUGAUGAGCUGAGGCUGGUGAAUGGAGGCAGCCCCUGUGCUGGGAGAGUGGAGGUUAAACACCAGGAUCAGUGGGGGAUGGUAUGUAGUGAUCGCUGGGACAUGGCAGAUGCUGGGGUUGUUUGUAAGCAGUUGGGAUGUGGAGCUGCUGUCAGUGUCCCUCGACGGGCUCAUUUCGGAGCAGGAUCUGGACCAAUUUGGCUGGAUGAAGUUGCCUGUGAUGGUACCGAGUCUGCUCUCUGGCACUGCGGGAACGAGGGAUGGGGUCAGAGUGACUGCAUUCAUGGAGAGGAUGCUGGAGUGAUCUGUUCAGGACACAUUAAGCCCCGGCUGGUUGGAGGAGACAGUGCCUGCUCAGGACGUGUGGAAAUAAAACAUGGAAACACAUGGACCACAGUCUGUGAUCCACACUUUGAUCUCAAAGUUGCCAAUGUUAUCUGUAAUGAACUUCAGUGUGGAAUAGCUGUAUCUGUCCCAGGAGGAGGUCACUUUGGAGAAGGACAAGGGUUGAUAUUGACUGAAGAAUUCCAGUGUGUGGGGAAUGAGUCUCUCCUGUUCUCCUGUCCCAGGAUAUCACAAGUGAAUCAGAGAUGCUCACACACAAAUGAUGCUGGUGUCAUAUGCUCACAGUACACAGGUUUCCGGCUGGUGAACGGCAGCACAGCGUGCUCAGGGAGGGUGGAGAUCCAGGUUCUUGGUGCCUGGGGAACCCUCUGUGACUCACGCUGGGAUUUACCGGAUGCCAACGUUCUCUGUCGUCAGCUCGACUGCAGGUUUGCUGUAUCGGCUCCAGGAAAAGCAUAUUUUGGGAAGGGAACUGGCUCUGUCUGGACAGACACAUUUCACUGUAAAGGGACUGAAAACCAUUUGGGCCAUUGCCCUGUUACUGCCCUGGGCGCCUCUCUGUGCUCACACGACAAUGAUGCCAGUGUGAUUUGCUCAGGUCACUCUGAAUCACUCAGACUGCUGAAUGGAGAGAGCCGGUGUGAUGGGAGAGUCGAGAUUUCCCUCAGUGGUGUGUGGGGCAGAGUGCUGGAUGAUCAGUGGAACAUGAACGAUGCCAGUGUGGUGUGCAGGGAGCUCGAGUGUGGAGUCGCUGAGAAAGUUUAUACCCCCCCUAAGUCUGAGCAAGGAACAGGCCCCGUGGGGCUGAGAAGUGUCCAGUGUGCAGGAAAUGAGACUCAUCUGACUCUCUGUGACAACUCCACAUCUGAGACAGCCCAGGCAGGAAUUGCUGAGGAUGUCGGUGUCGUUUGUUCAGGGAGCAGGCGGAUCAGACUGGUGAAUGGGACAGGUCGCUGUGCCGGGAGAGUGGAGAUUUAUUACAAUGGCAGCUGGGGGACAGUCUGUGAUGAUUUCUGGGACCUACCGGACUCCAAUGUCGUCUGCAAACAACUGGGAUGUGGACACGCCAUCAGUGCAACUGUCUCUGCUCAUUAUGGGCAAGGAUCCGGGCAGAUCUGGCUGGAUGAUGUGAACUGCUCUGGGAAUGAAUCCGAUCUCUUGUCAUGUCCUUCCAGGGGCUGGGGCCAGCACAACUGCAGACACAAAGAGGAUGCGGGAGUUCUCUGCUCAGGUCUGUUCUAUCUGAGGCUGGUGAGUGACAGUGACUGUGCUGGACGGCUGCAGGUUUUCUACAAUGGGACGUGGGGCAGUGUUUGCUACAAUCAGAUGUCUGUAAUCACCCCAGCAAUUGUCUGCAAACAGCUGAACUGUGGGGAUGGAGGGCAGAUUGCAAGCAACUUUGAAUAUGGAGCAGGUUCUGGUCCCACAUGGCUGGACCACAUUGCAUGCAGUGAGCAGCACAGCUCCCUCUGGCAGUGCCCAUCAGAGCCCUGGUAUCCAAAGUCAUGUGAUAACCGAGCAGAAGAGACCCAUAUUUCUUGCACUGGUAAAAAAGCAAAACCAACUCAGACCCUGUUUGCUGAAUGCCCGAACUCUCCAAGCUGCACAGACCAGGAGAAGUUACGUGUCGUGGGAGGAGAGGACAGAUGCUCGGGGAGAGUAGAAGUUUGGUAUCGUGGCUCCUGGGGAACAGUUUGUGAUGACCUUUGGGACAUGGUGGAUGCUAACGUUGUGUGUAAACAACUGGGCUGUGGAUCUGCUGUAUCUGCCCCGGGCGAGGCUGCAUUCGGCGAGGGGACUGGUCCUAUCUGGGUGGAGAUGUUGAAUUGCCGAGGGACAGAGUCAUCUCUCUGGGACUGUCCUGCCAAGCCCUGGGGUGAGAGCAACUGUGACCAUAAGGAAGAUGCUGCCGUGAAUUGCUCAGGUGACACUGAGCCCACUCCUCUGAGACUGGCGGACGGAGGCAGCCCCUGUGCCGGGAGAGUGGAGGUUAAACACCAGGAUCAGUGGGGGACAGUGUGUGAUGACAACUGGGACAUGGAAGAUGCUGAGGUGGUUUGUAAGCAGCUGGGAUGUGGCUCUGCUGUCAGUGCCCCUGGCUGGGCUCAUUUUGGAGAAGGAUCUGGACCGACUUGGCUGAUUGUAGUUGAUUGUGGUGGUGACGAGUCAGCUCUCUGGAACUGCAGACAUAUAGGAUGGGGUCUAGCCAACUGCCCUCAUUCUCUUGAUACAGGAGUGAUCUGCUCAGGGCACAUUAAGCCCCGGCUGGUUGGAGGGCAUAGUGCCUGUUCGGGACGUGUGGAAAUAAGAGAUGGAGAAACAUGGACCACAGUCUGUGAUGCCCACUUUGAUAUCAAAGCUGCCAACGUUAUCUGUAAUGAACUACAAUGUGGAACAGCUCUAUCUAUCCCAGGAGGAGCUCACUUUGGAGAAGGUCAUGGAUCAAUCUGGACUGAAGCGUUCCAGUGUGUGGGGAAUGAGUCCCACCAUGCGUUCUGUCCCAAGAUAUCGAACAUCAGUCAGACAUGCUCACACGCAAAUGAUGCUGGAGCCAUAUGCUCAGGGCACACAGGGCUCCGGCUGGUGAACGGCAGCACAGCGUGCUCAGGGAGGGUGGAGAUCCAGGUUCUUGGUGCCUGGGGAACCCUCUGUGACUCACGCUGGGAUUUACCAGAUGCCAACGUUCUCUGUCGUCAGCUCAACUGUGGAUUCGCUGUAUCAGCCCCAGGAGGAGGGUAUUUUGGGAAGGGAACAAGCUCUGUCCGGACAGACACAUAUCACUGUAAAGGAACUGAACCCCAUUUGGGCCAUUGCCCUGUUACUGCCCUGGGGGCCUCUCAGUGCUCCCAUGACAAUGAUGCCAGUGUGGUUUGCUCAGGUCGUUCUGAGUCAAUCAGGCUGCUGAAUGGAGCGAGCCGGUGUGAUGGGAGAGUUGAGAUUUCCCUCCAAGGUGUGUGGGGCAGAGUACUGGAUGACCAGUGGGACAUGAAGGAUGCCAGUGUGGUGUGCAGGCAGCUCCAGUGUGGAGUUGCUGAGAAAGCUUAUAACCCCCCUAAGUCUGAGCAAGGAACAGGCCCUGUGGGGCUCAGAAGGGUCCAGUGUGCAGGAAAUGAGACUCGUCUGACUCUCUGUGACAACUCCACAUCUGAGACAACCCAGGCAGGAAUUGCUCAGGACGUCGGUGUUGUCUGCUCAGGGAGCAGGCGGAUCAGACUGGUGAAUGGGGCAGGUCGCUGUGCUGGGAGAGUGGAAAUUUAUUACAACGGCAGCUGGGGGACAGUCUGUGAUGAUUUCUGGGACCUACCGGACUCCAAUGUUGUCUGCAAACAACUGGGAUGUGGACACGCCAUCAGUGCAACUGUCUCUGCUCAUUAUGGGGAAGGCUCCGGGCAGAUCUGGCUGGAUGAUGUGAACUGCUCUGGGAAUGAAUCCAAUCUCUGGGCAUGUCCUUCCAGGGGCUGGGGCCAGCACAACUGCAGACACAAAGAGGACGCGGGAGUUCUCUGCUCAGAAUUCACAGAUCUGAGGCUCGUGAGUGACAGUGACUGUGCUGGGCGGCUGGAGGUUUUCUACAAUGGGAUGUGGGGCAGUGUUUGCUCCAAUGGGAUGUCUGGAGUCACCGCAACAAUUGUCUGCAAACAGCUGAACUGUGGAGAUGGAGGGCAGAUUGCAAGUGACUUUGAAUAUGGAGCAGGUUCUGGUCCCACGUGGCUGGACCAGGUUAUAUGCAGUGAGCAGCACAGCUCACUCUGGCAGUGCCCGUCAGUGCCCUGGAAUCCAAAGUCAUGUGAUAACCGAGCAGAAGAGACCCAUAUUUCUUGCACUGGAAAAAAAGCAAAACCAACUCAGACCCCGUUUGCCGAAUGCCCGAACUCUCCAAGCUGCACAGACCAGGAGAAGUUACGUGUCGUGGGAGGAGAGGACGGAUGCUCGGGGAGAGUGGAGGUUUGGUACCGUGGCUCCUGGGGAACAGUUUGUGAUGACUCCUGGGACAUGGCGGAUGCUAACGUUGUGUGUAAACUACUGGGCUGUGGAUCUGCUGUAUCUGCCCUGGGUGAGGCUGCAUUCGGUGAGGGGACUGGUCCCGUCUGGGUACAGAUGGUGAACUGCAGAGGGACAGAGUCAUCUCUCUGGGACUGUCCUGCCAAGCCCUGGGGUGAGAGCAACUGUGGUCAUAAGGAAGAUGCUGCUGUGAAUUGCUCAGGUGUGACAGAGAGGACAGAUUCUCCAAAUACUCCAGCUCCCUCGCGCCGCCCUCCAACUGACAGUGGGAGAGUCACGGUGCCUGUGAUCGUCUGCAUUAUCCUGGGGGCCCUGCUCUGCCUGGUCUUAAUCAUCCUGGGGGCACAGGUGCGAAGUGCCAGGGCACAGCGCAGAGGCUCCAGAAGACCCUUGGAUCCCUUCUCUGAGGCUGUGUACGAGGAGAUUGAUUAUAACCUGAUGAGAGAGAAGCAGAUGUUCAGUCGCUCAGUCUCCUAUUCAGAUGAUGCAGUGACGAAGCUGCAGUAUUACACCGGGGACAGCGAGGGGGAAAACGAUCCUGGAUCAGAACAAGAGGGAGUUUCCCUGAGGGGGUCUCAGCUGGAUUACGAUAACGUGGAGGAACCUGCCUUGAAUGACGUCUCCCAGACUCCAGACGGCCGAGAUGCCCCUGCCCUGCCUGGAGAUAUCCCAGGGGAUGGUUAUGAUGAUGCCAGAGAAGCGUCUGACCCUGAAGAUGACCCUGCUUUGGGGCAGAAUGAUGAGAAAGACACUGGGGCGAAUGACAGGGAUUCACAGACAGGUUGGAGUCAGCACUCGCUAAGGGGUGAAGUUGUCUCUGGAAUGGUGAAAGAAACCCCAUCCCUGCCUCCUGGAGACACAGGUUAUGAUGAUGUGGGACAUGGUGACUCUGGGGGUUUAAUAUCAUAACAAUUUGAUUGGACAAAAUAAGCUUGUGAUGAUGUAAUUGCUUCACCUCUUUCUCUUAGAAAUGAUGCCCAGAGACAGUCCCUUCCUAGUUGAUAGACAAAGCAGGUGUUUUUAUAAUAUUUGUGCAAAGUUGCAGGAAAUACAAGAGUGAGUGGGAAAAGUUUCAUAAGCUUUCUUUGUAUAAUUUUCCAUUUUUU